CCAAUCUUUCACUGAGGGAAACGGGGAAGGGAGGUGGCCGAGAAGGACGAUGUCAUCUCUCCGGUUCUUCGCUCCGACCUCUCAAAACCCUAACCCUAAAACCAGUCACCUCGUUUCUUCCUCUAAGAACGCUAUCACCGAAGCGACCAAUUUCCCAUCCUCUUCCUCUUUUUCUCGUUGCACCUCCCAAUUAUCCUCCAAGAACCCCAGCCCCAACCACUGCAGAUCCAUCUGCUCCUCCAAAAAUGCCGCCUAUAACCGUGCCCGCUCUUCUUCUCCGCCGAAGAGCUCCAAUUUUUUGGGGUUCCAGCUCUUCCGGCCGCGGGAGCACCGGAGGCAGGUCGGAUGCGGCAGGGGAGUGGACGACCGGAGCGACGAGAUUGACGCCCCGCCGCUGUUGAACUGGAAGAAUGGCGGCGGUGGAAGCGGGAACGGGGAGGGUGGGGAUGGAGGAGAGGAGGAGGAGGACGAGAAGGAUGAGGAGGAGGAGGAGGAGAAAAGGAAAGGUCUUUUGCCGGAAUGGGUGAAUAUCACCAAGGAGGACGCCAAGACUGUCUUGGGGGCGCUGGCGAUUUCCUUGGCCUUUCGGACGUUCGUAGCCGAGCCGCGGUUCAUUCCUUCUCUUUCGAUGUACCCCACGUUUAAUGUUGGAGAUCGCAUUGUUGCCGAAAAGGUGACAUAUUACUUUAGAAAACCAUGUGUAAAUGACAUAGUUAUCUUCAAAAGUCCACCCGUGUUGCAGGAAGUGGGAUAUACGGAUGAUGAUGUAUUUAUCAAGAGAGUUGUUGCCAAGGAGGGUGAUGUUGUAGAAGUUCAUGAUGGCAAAUUAGUAGUAAAUGGCACAGUAAGAGAUGAAGAUUUUAUUCUUGAGCCACCAUCUUAUGAGAUGAGCCCAGUUGUCCCAAAAGAAGACUACAGCAUGAAUUUAUGCUUUCUUCACAAAUUAUAAUGGAAUCUUUCUUGGGCAAGCAUCCAAUGCAAUUCAGAGAGCAGACAUGCUGUAACAUAAAUUGGCAACCUUUAGUGGGCAAGAUUAUAUUCUGUUCUCGUUCACCUUUGAGAUAUACUUUUGGUGUGGUUACAUAUAAAAAUCUGUAAUUUCACCUGGUCAAGGAAUCAUUCAUCCUGUAGUUCCAUCAAGCAACCGAGUGGUUCUGCUCGAGUCACCCUAACCAUACAUCUGAUUCCUUGCAAUUUUUUUUGCUACUAUCAAGAACUCUGCCCAUUCUAUGCAUUAUGUUCUGCUUAGGAAUUGUUUUUCCAACUGCCUUACUCCACGGUGCUUUAUUUCACUUUUUGUGAUUUCUUCAGUAUUUACAUAUUGUUUCUUAACAGCCAUUGUGUUGUUC
Messenger RNA from Musa acuminata AAA Group (dessert banana), 1349 nucleotides. Its product is annotated as chloroplast processing peptidase-like. Gene Ontology annotation, biological process: thylakoid membrane organization. Bases 50 to 949 code for a protein of 299 amino acids. NCBI's taxonomy places the organism in Eukaryota, Viridiplantae, Streptophyta, Magnoliopsida, Zingiberales, Musaceae. Gene Ontology annotation, cellular component: chloroplast thylakoid membrane; plasma membrane. The record is from RefSeq and is a predicted model, not a curated record. The transcript is spliced from 5 exons. Gene Ontology annotation, molecular function: serine-type endopeptidase activity.